This is a messenger RNA of Babesia microti strain RI, 288 nucleotides long. Its product is annotated as conserved Plasmodium protein, unknown function. Gene Ontology annotation, biological process: mitochondrial electron transport, ubiquinol to cytochrome c. Bases 1 to 288 code for a protein of 95 amino acids. The transcript has 3 exons. The record is from RefSeq and is a predicted model, not a curated record. Lineage: Eukaryota; Apicomplexa; Aconoidasida; Piroplasmida; Babesiidae.
AUGAUCCCCGGUAGCCCUUAUACUACCCAGUACCCAAAUUUCAUUUGGCGUUGGCUCAAGUCUACCAGAAAGGGUAAAGACCUUUUUGCACCUUUAUUUUACAUUUUAAAUAAAACCAAAUUAUAUGACCACGUGCUCAAGCACAACAAUAGAUAUUGGAUGUUUAUAAUGGCAGGGGGGUGUUUAUCGUCUUACACACUGAGCGAGACUUGUAACAAUAUUUGGAAAAGUAUUAACAAGGGAAAGCUAGUAGCGGAUCUGCCCUAUACUUAUCCAGUCGAAGAUUAA